AAAUGAGAUGCCUGAAAGGCCGCAAAAGGGAGGUCUCGAUUUCUCAGUCUUAUUUCAAAAUAUAAGUGAAAUAAAGCAUCAAAAUAAAUCAAAAUGACUGAGAUCAGUAAUAUUAUGUAUUUUAAGUGUUAUUAAUAGUAAAAAUAAAUUGUGAUCAAAGGUACUGCUUCUCACACUCUUGAAUAUUUCUACAUUAUGUUUAGUGGAUUUACAUUUUCCGGCGACGCAGUCAAAUAUGGCGACUACCAUUGAUUCUCUAGCAAUACCUGCUCGCAAAUUUCGGAGAUUUCACAAACGGAAUAACGAAGCAACAAAUAUUAUCUAAUCAAAAGGAAGAACUGUGUUUUCGCCAAUUUUGCAAAAUGUAUCGUGCAUUGUAUGAUUACCAGAGCAGUUUGCCUGGUUAUUUAUCGUUCAAAGCCGGUGACCAGUUUACGGUCAUCGAAAAGACAAAUGAUGACUGGCUUCUGGCACAAAAUGGAAUUGGACAAGUGGGAUUUGUACCUCACAAUUAUAUUUCUGGGACAAAGGAAAAGUCCGCAGCUGUGCUAAAAUUCGUUGAUGGUUCAAUUGAGGCAAUUCACCUUCAAGCAGCAAGUGAAGGGGGCCACUACACCCAUGAUCAACGUGACAAUCUCCAGAAGAUGAUUAAACAUAGAAGUGACCUGGCCUUUUACUUCCAGUCAAGACCACCCUUGGAAAAAUCACAGUCUAUGGGUUGUACUUUUCCAACUUCACCAAAAAGAGCUGCCCCAGCUCCACCUCUUUCAGGAGCACUCAGACAGUUAUCAGAAAUCCAAACAAUUGCUGAAUCAGCCUCCAAAGAGGGUUUACAGGAUGAAAAGACAAGUCCUGUGUCUGACAGAAAUGAAUCUCCUGAAUUUCCUCCCCCACCAUCUCCAACAAGUGAGGCUGCUGACUUCAGCUACCAUUCAGCCCAAGUAGGCAAGGAUGCCAUCCAGGAAUCCAGUGUUAAAGAGGACAUUCUUAAUCAAUCGAAUACUGAUUCACCGUAUAAAACAUCACAAUCAGUAACACAGGUAACUUCUGAAGGUGACUUACUGAAGUCUGCAUCAAAACCUCUGGAUGUCUUUUCAGUGCCAGAGAAGAUAGGACCAGAACUUCUUGAAGAAGUUCGUAGAAAUACUGGACUUAGCUAUGAGAAAUCAAAGAUAGCACUUGAAACAGUAUUAGGAUAUGUUGGAUUCCAAAUUCCAGAGCUAGAAAUGGUAAUGGAUCGUAUUCUGACAACAUUUCGGAUUGAGAGAGACAUCUCUGAUGAAGACAUUAAAAGCCACGAUGCCCAGCAACUAACUGUAAUCUUUGAGGAGCUCACUGCCUGCAAAGAAGACUCACAACAGCGCAGCUUGGCUUUGCAUGAAGAUGAGGCUGUUAUUUAUGAGUAUCUGGAAGAACUGCUAUCCAUUCUAGAAAAUGCCAAACCAUCAAUAUGCCGAAAGGCUAUUGCUAGAGACAACUAUGAUAUUCUCCACAGCCUUGUUCAGUACUACCAAAUGUUACGUACGUGAGAUGCUGGGAGCCCUGACAUCAUCAGGGUUGGUGCAGCUUGCGGAGGGUACAGGAGGGACAGGAGGCGGCCUACCUGGUGGCCCCGGAGCACCAGCGGGUCCUGAAGAAGGUGGCAUGUGACGCCCUCAUCAUCUCCGAUGUGGCCAGACAGUUCUCCAGCGUCAAGCCGUGCGUAGCCCGCGAUGGGCCUGAGAGUGCGCAGUACCAAGGUGACUACGAGAGGAUGCUGGAUGCCCUGGGGUCUGAGAACAACGAGGGCAUCCUCCAGAGCAUCCUGGCUGCCACCCCAUGUCUUCAGGAACGUCUGGAAAAUGCCGAAAGCAGCAAAGUUUGAUCGAGUCCUCAGUAGUGGCCGUGGACGGGGACGUGGAAGGGGAAGGGGACGGGGGCGUGGACGUGGUGCGCAGCAGGCGUCCCCCCAGCAGGCUUCCCCCCAGCAGGCAUCCCCCCAGCAGGAGUCCCCCCAGCAGCAACGCCGAGGCCCCUACGUCGUUCCUCAGAUACGGCGAGACACGGCUGGGGAUUCAGCAACAGCGGGAGAUGGUGUGGGGGAUGUUGCAGCCGCAGCCCCCGCAACAGUAAGGGCCAUCCCACACAUCCCACAGCCCACAGCCAGGCCGGAAGAGGAUCUUCCCGGCCCUCAACCAGCCGGCCCGGACCCCAACCAGCCGGGCCGGACCAGCCGGGCCCUCAACCAGCCAGCCCGGCCCCUCAACCAGCCGGCCCGGACCCCAACCAGCCGGGCCGGACCAGCCGGGCCCCUCAACCAGCCAGCCCGGCCCCUCAACCAGCCGGCCCGGACCCCAACCAGCCGGGCCGGACCAGCCGGGCCCCUCAACCAGCCAGCCCGGCCCCUCAACCAGCCGGCCCGGACCCCAACCAGCCGGGCCGGACCAGCCGGGCCCCUCAACCAGCCAGCCCGGACCCCAACCAGCCGGGCCGGACCAGCCGGGCCCCUCAAGGCCCGAACCAGCCGGGCCUCCAUUGGACAGCACUUUAGUUACAAUUAAUGGGUGGAUGGAAUAUUUAAGUUCCACGCCAAAGAUGGAAUUGCAGAAGCUGUUAAUUGAUACAGCAUUCAACUUUGUCCGCCCAUAUAUGCCCAAUUUGUAAUUUAAUACCUUUACAUUUUUCCCCUUUUGCGUUCAUUUUUCUUAAAUUUUUUUUUUACAUUUUUUUCUAAGUGUACUAAUUAAAGUAGGUGCCACAAUUUUUUAAAGAAACAAAAUGUCAUUUAAAAGACCGGGAAAAGUUUCUGCAUUCCAAGUUCCGAGGGAAGAACAAAGAAAAUGCAGGCAAACUUGAUCUUACAGAAGUUCUAAUUAUAGAGCAAGAUCCAGCAGUUAUGAUUCUCAAGCAGCGAGAGAAGUCUGAGUAGUGAUAGACUGCUGCAUGAUGACUACGAAAGAUAGAGACUGAGAGGUCACAGAAAUCAAGAAGGAGGUAGUGACAGCCACUUUCUUAAUAUGACCACCAGUUACAGUGAAGGAAGAGAGUGAUUGCUAGAACAUAACUCUAAGAGAUCCACAAAAACCAUGCCGCACAGCAGUGAAAACAGUGACAGCUGCAAUCGUAGUCAGUAUCCAGGCAGAGAUAAGUUGGAGAGAAACCACAGCAGCCAAUGUAAAGAAGAGGGUUAUGGAGAUGUAAGAAGAAGUGAUCAUCACAGAACAGUCCAAGAGGAGAACUACUUGGUGGUUGAUGUUCGUCAAGAGAGAAGCCGACAGUGGAAUUCAGAUCAGUAUUCUGAUUCUGAUGAAGAACUGCUUCAUGAAAGUUUAAGGCGUAAGAAACUCGCCCAUCCAUAUUUUUCAGAAGAGGAUGAUAAGAGUUGGUCACCUGAUAGAUACAGUUUGGAAAAGAACAAUUAAGAGAAAAUGCGUAAGAGAAAACUGAAGGGAAGUAACAGGCAUGACUCUCCAGGCCCUUCACGCUCUUCUAAGGUCUGGAAGCAAGACAUGAGCUGUGGAUCCUCUGCUGUCAGAAAAAGUGAAGAACCUGACUCAGAAGGAGAAAAACAUUUAAUAUCAAGCCAGGUUCCCAAGAAAAAAACCAAAUCUAGAAAAAAUUUUAAAGGGAAGGAGAAAAAACAAAAUACCUCUAUGUCAAAUAAUGCACAAGUUACAGGGUUGAAACUUGGUCAGAAGGGAAAAAUCCCAUCAUUGAUGGAUUUAGAAUUCCCACCAUCUAUCUCGGCAAGAAACUUGGAAAAGGGUCCUGCAGAUGUCCAGCCAAACUACAGCAGUACUUCCCAUGGAGAUAAGCAUGGACACUUUACUGAUGCAGAAUUUGAUGAUAGGUCUAGGUCAGAGUACAGGAGUCAAAGUGAGAGUGGUGCAGAGGUGCAAGCAGGUUUCCGGGUGCAUGACAGAGACACUAGGCACUUGGAGAGCCACACACGUAAAAGUGGUGGGGAACGCAGGUUGCUACCUUCCGAGUAUGAUAUUGAACACCGUUGUCCUGAUUAUGUAGAUUAUGAUGGCCAGUGGGAUAACAUACGUUGCGGAAACUAUGAGGCGGACUAUAGACACUAUGAGCAAGAUGAUUCUGUUAGCAGCCGAAGGAACAAGCAUGGCUACAUUGAUCAAGAUGCUCCUAGAGGCAACACUGGCAGGCUUGUGGACAGCCGGUCACCAGAUUUUCACAGGCACAGUGACAGUGAUCAAGACUCUGACCAAGAUGGCACCAGAAGAUCAUGGAGGGAAGAAAAACGAAGUCGGCAUUCUAAAAGGAAGGAUGAGAAGUCUGUAGAUGAUGAAGCAAAGGUGAAGGCUACAAAAAAUGUUCUUAAGAAGGACAUAAGACAUUCGGACAGGAUGAGCUCCUUGAAGAAAAGUGAAAAAAGUCAAUCAGGGAAACCAUCUUCUGAUUGUGUGGAGGAUGCUGACAGCAACAGUCAGGCCUGACGAGAGGGGGGGAGGGGUCUGGUGUACCCAGGCCCGCGGCUGUCAAGGGGGCCAGGCUUUGGUCAGUCUGAGACUCAGAUUGUAAAAGUACAAGGGGCCCGGAGAGAUCGUCUGUCCCGGGGCCCGGGCUGGCUCUCGGCGGCCCUGGCAACAGUGACAACAAGAAGGGGGGUUUGGAAGCAGCAGUCAGAGUUGCUGUAAAAGCAGGGAUUCCUCAGUGGCAGACUUCGAGUCUGCUUUUGUUCCUAGACAAGCGUGACACCCCUUUCACCCCCGAAAAGUUCUUCUACGACACCAUCUGCCUGGACUACUGCGGGGCGCCGGGUCCUCUCUACGUCACCUUCACGGCCGCUGCCUGGAGCUUUGGUUACAUCCUCCUCUUUCUCCUCUUUGUCUUUGUCGUCGUCAUGGCCUUCGGCGACGCCUACAGCGUGUCCUCCACCAACCAGCUUCUGGCUACAGCUGCCGGAGGCUUCGUUCCUUUCCUCUUCCGCUACGUCUUCAAGUCCCCGGACCCCCCGUCCUUGCGAACGGACAGCGUGCAGUUUCAAUCACAGUUCCAUCAGGCCAUCAAUCGCUACGCACAGAACUGGCCCGUGUACGACCUCAUCCCCACCCAGUUCCGUGAAAUAAGCCUCGCGGACAUCAUCGUCCGCAACAGCACGCAAGAGGUCACCAGGUCAAACCAUGACCCGCACGUGCUACCCGAUAUAGAAUCUGUAUCCAGCGAGGGAGAAGAUUUCAUCGACGUUCACAUGUCCAACGAGGCAACGUCAAACGGAAACGACGACGAAGGUUUUGAUAUGAUUAUUGACGUUUCAGCGGAAGACUCGAGAUGCCACGGGUCGUUUGAUACCCAGCUCGGCAUGCUGGGUAAUCUGAGAAACCUUCGUCCAAGUUCGUCGUGCUUCAGUGGUCUCAUAUACAGACCUCGUAAUUCUAGUAAAGGCAAGGUUAUUGAGGUUUAAAUAAGUGGGUUUAGGUUUUAUACAUCGUGUAGAAAAUACCUGUGGGGACAUUGAUAAAAGGCCCUUUCUGAGGUCAGCAAACUCCCAGCCGUUAUAAACAUGAAUUUACUGUUAACCACCCCAUCGGCCUUUCCUCUUCUUCUUAAAUCCACACACACUGUGUCGGAACAAAGCUUCACAGUGUUUGUUAUCUGUUCCUUCUUUAAUAAUGAUUUUGCAGAUGAAUAGUAGCAUUAAAAAGAUGACAGCUAAUAUAUCACAGCUGUUGAGAUAUAUUUUUUUAACAUCACUCUACCCUCAGACAAAUUUAUUAAAUUUCUUAAAUUCACAAACUUCUGACAGAGGUAUUUUCAUUUAGUUACAUUUACAGAAAAAAAGGACAAGUACGCUGGCGAACGAAGAGAUGACAUGUAAAAAAAGAAAAACAUGCUAGUCUGGUUAGAGGAGAAACUUAACUAGUGUUACUGGCAUUUGGGAAAAGAAACAAUUUUGGAUGCUGUCUUUUUCAAUCUAGUUAUUAUUGUGAUAUUAGAUUAAAAUUUUUACUGCUGUUUUAGUCUUCAAAAGAAAAUUAAGCUAUCGAAGAGAAGUCCAGAGUACAAUUUUCUGACUACUCCUACAAGAAAUAAUAUUAUUUUAACAUUGACAGUGUUGUGGCUUAAGCAUCUAUAUAUCCACCCAGCUAUUCAUCCAGCGAUUUGUCCACCUGUGUCUUCAGCUGUCUAUUCAGCGAUCUGCCUAGUGAUCCACAAUCAGGAUUGUUUGCGAGCAGCCACAACCAUCGGCUCAGUCAUCUGCUCAACUACUGACUCAACGAUCAUUAACCCAUCUACCACUUCAAUCAUCCCAAGAACCAUCCUGACAGCCUGUUGCUUCGCAUUCGUGGCCACCGACACAUGAGCUUGACUUUUGACUUUUGAGUUUCAACACCAACAUCCAUCACUCGUCAAGACAUCAGUCACCUGCUACAACAACCUCACGGUCAGGAGGAACCCAGAAUAAUGACAAUGACCCGAGUCUCCUUGACCCAGGUCGCUUCCCGCAGGACACUGUCCUAAAACAUUCAUUAUCAUCAUCAUCUGCGUUUAGUUUUUUUUCUUCUUGUUUUUAGAAAUUAAAUGUGUUAAUCGUU
This is a messenger RNA of Pomacea canaliculata, 6536 nucleotides long. Its product is annotated as NCK-interacting protein with SH3 domain-like. The transcript is spliced from 11 exons. Gene Ontology annotation, biological process: endocytosis. Lineage: Eukaryota; Metazoa; Mollusca; Gastropoda; Architaenioglossa; Ampullariidae. Gene Ontology annotation, molecular function: protein binding; Arp2/3 complex binding. The record is from RefSeq and is a predicted model, not a curated record. Bases 363 to 1529 code for a protein of 388 amino acids.